AUGCAGUCCCGAUUCAACUACACAGACUCCUACUCUUCCUACUCCUCCUCACCAGGAAGCAUGGACUUCUUCUUCUACGGCGGUCAACCCGUCUAUGAUACCCUCUGCGACCUCGACACAACCAGUCCCUUCCCUAUGCAAGAGGUCGCACCAGAGCUCUACAACAUCACCAGCUCGCCAUAUACCUACCAGAGACCACAUGAUUACCCAGUCUUCGACCGACCCGCCAUGCCUCAGAGCGCACCCAGCAGCUGUGGCAGCAGCUAUAGUAGCUACAGCAGCAGCUUCAACUUCCCCUCCGAAGAAAUCAACCUACCAAGCUACCCUAUCAGCGAAUAUGAGCCCAGUGCCGACUCGCCAGCGCCGCAGACAUUAAAGCCCGCUAAGCCCUUCGGUUGCGACCACUGCGGAAAGUCCUUCACCCGUUUCGCGGACUUGAAGCGCCACCAGUCCAGCGUCCACUACCCCGUUUUCCGCAACUGCCCUGUCGAGCACUGCUCGCGAAAGGGUAGCAAUGGCUUCCCGCGACAGGACCACCUCGUCGAGCACCUGCGCUCAUACCACCACAUGGAUGUGCCGAAGCGUGGAUCCUGCAAGCGCUCUGCGAAGCAGAUGUCAUGA
Messenger RNA from Penicillium expansum, 621 nucleotides. RefSeq names its product Zinc finger, C2H2. The transcript is spliced from 2 exons. NCBI's taxonomy places the organism in Eukaryota, Fungi, Ascomycota, Eurotiomycetes, Eurotiales, Aspergillaceae. The coding region runs from base 1 to 621 and encodes 206 amino acids. The record is from RefSeq and is a predicted model, not a curated record.